Molecule: messenger RNA, 372 nt
Organism: Strongylus vulgaris
Lineage: Eukaryota; Metazoa; Nematoda; Chromadorea; Rhabditida; Strongylidae
Source: the annotation of a GenBank genome assembly
AUGGACAACAGAUGGGUGUACGACAAAUCCAACACCUCCAUGAUAGAACUUUCUCACUACAAUGAUGAGUGCGGCGUCAUUCAAUGUUUUACGUCCGUCUUCCUGGACUUUUCUGUAAGGCGAUUACGUGUAGUUGAUGCUCCCUGCCUCUCUGAGAAGGGCGUGAAGAUCGGCGUUGGUGGAGACGGUUCUGGUGUAUCAUCUGUGCACUUGACACUGGUCAUGAUGGCAUCCAAUGCCGUAGAUGUGAUCCGCAGCCUUGCCAGGGCCUGUCAAGUUUUCACUACAGACAAUCGCCGAGCUUUGUGGAUCAGGGAACCAUUUAGACUGAAUCAGCUAGACGGUGGUGGUUUUGGCAUGGCCUACAUUUAG